This is a messenger RNA of Trachymyrmex cornetzi, 1639 nucleotides long. It is a transcript of the gene phtm, whose product is annotated as cytochrome P450 enzyme phantom. Gene Ontology annotation, molecular function: iron ion binding; heme binding; steroid hydroxylase activity. NCBI's taxonomy places the organism in Eukaryota, Metazoa, Arthropoda, Insecta, Hymenoptera, Formicidae. The transcript has 8 exons. Gene Ontology annotation, biological process: xenobiotic metabolic process. Gene Ontology annotation, cellular component: intracellular membrane-bounded organelle; cytoplasm. The record is from RefSeq and is a predicted model, not a curated record. The coding region runs from base 125 to 1591 and encodes 488 amino acids.
AUUAUUCAAGACGGGCGUGGACCGGUGGACGUCGUGGCUGCUAUAGUUUCUGUGGCAACAAUCCGCUGUUGGCAGAAUCGGCGCAGUAGCAACUCGUUUCUAUUGCUCCCUCUACUACAUCACGAUGAUAGCCCUUUUAAUUUUCCUCGGCGUAUUUCUCAUACUUCUUGUCUACAUCUUUCCUAAAAAUCGCAAAACGUAUCGACUUCCGCCGGGACCAUCCGGCAUCCCGCUAUUUGGUUAUUUACCAUGGAUAAAUUCGGAACGUCCUUAUGUGUCGUUCACGCAACUGGCGAGGAAGUAUGGUCCGAUUUGUGGGCUACAAAUGGGUUCUGUGUACACAGUAUUGUUAUCGGAUCCGCAGCUGGUAAGGCAGACCCUCGCCAAGGAUGAGUUUGCCGGCCGGGCUCCAUUAUACUUGACACAUGGAAUUAUGCAGGGAUAUGGCCUUAUUUGCGCCGAGGGUAACCUUUGGAAAAACCAAAGAAGAUUUGUAGCCGGAUGCCUGAAGAAUUUCGGUAUGACGAAGUUACCCGGCACCAAGAGGGACAGACUGGAGGAAAGAAUCCUUGCGACCGUGAACGAGUGCACGUCGAAACUGAAAAGAUUUACUAUGGAAGAUGGUAUUGAUCCAUGCGAGACGCUUCAUCAUUACUUGGGUAAUAUGUUGAACGACCUGGUGUUUGGUAAAGUUUACAAAGAAGACGACGAGGUAUGGAAAUGGCUGAGACACUUGCAAGAGGAAGGAGUCAAGCACAUUGGAGUCGCAGGGCCCCUCAACUUUUUGCCGUUCUUCAGAUUUUUGCCACGAUAUGGCAAAGUAAUGGAGUCACUUGUCGCUGGCAAACUAAAAUCACAUAAACAUUAUCAAACAAUCAUCGACGAGCAUCGUGCUCGACCAGAGAAAACAGAUAACUUCCUUGCGGCUUUCGACGAUGCAAUGAAUACCGAUGGGAAUAGUGAACACUUCACACAACAGCAAUUUUAUCAUCUACUAGCCGACCUUUAUGGUGCAGGCGUUGAUACUACUCUCGCAACUUUUCGUUGGUUCCUCCUGUUCAUGGCAGCAUAUCCGGACGAACAAAAAAAAAUUCAGGAUGAAAUGGACGAGCUGUUGGGACAAAAGGUACCAACUCUGGAGGACAGGCUAAUCUUAAUUCGACUAGAGGCAGCCAUUGUGGAAACGCAAAGAUUGCGGAGCAUAGCACCGGUCGGUAUUCCUCAUGGGACAAUAGAGGAUACACAAAUAGGCGAUUACGACAUACCGAAAGGUACCAUGAUUGUUCCAUUGCAAUGGGCUAUUCAUACAGAUCCUUCGUACUGGCAGGACCCGCUCUCGUUUAAACCCGAGAGAUUUAUUGCUGAGGACGGAAGCCUCAUCAAGCCGAAAGCCUUUCUACCGUAUCAAGCAGGUAAACGUAUGUGCGUCGGUGAUGAACUGUCAAAGAUGAUAUUAUUUUUAUUCGGUGCAAGAAUUCUUCAUUCAGUCGUUAUCUCCGUACCAUCCGGCACGCGCCUUGAUCUGGAAGGCGAGUGCGGAAUUACUCUGGUUCCGAAACCGCACCGCUUUGUUUUUACACCACGAGAAUAAGUUUACAUAUAUUUUUAAUGAUAUUGUUUUUGUAUGUGUGACAUUAUU